UGUUCCAGCCCGGCCGUCGGGAGCGCGCUUGCAGGGGAGAGCCUUGCGGCGAGCGCCGGGCGCGGAGGUCGCGCGCGGGCGAGCCGGGCAGAGCAGGGCCGGCUCCCCAUUGGCUGCGGCGGCGCCGGGCGUUCCAUCCGGGCGGGGCGGCUGGCGCUGCCUCCCCGGCCGGCCCCGCAGCGCUGCAGGCGGAGGGAGCAUGUCUGCAGGCCGGGCCAAGAAAGUGAAGAUGGCCACCAAGUCCUGCCCGGAGUGCGACCAGCAGGUUCCUGUUGCAUGCAAAUCCUGUCCGUGUGGUUAUAUAUUUAUUAGUCGCAAGCUCUUACAUGCAAAACGUUUGGAGAGGCUGCCGCCCUCUGCAGAUAGCAGAGGUGAAGCGAAAAGACGGCGGACAGAAAGAGUUAAACGAGAGAGGAUAAAUUCUGUAAUCAACAAAGACCUGGAAAACAGGAGGCGGUCCAGAUCCAACAGCUGUUCCGAUCACAGUCGGAGAGGAAGAGGGCGGCCGAAGACCACCACGACCAAAAAGCACGAAGAAGAAAGAGAAAAACAAGAGAAAGAAGUUGACAUGUAUGCAAACCUCUCGGAUGAAAAGGCUUUUGUGUUUUCAGUAGCCUUGGCAGAAAUAAACAGAAAAAUCAUCAACCAAAGACUGAUUCUUUGAUUAUCUCGAUGGCCCGAAUGCAUCCCGUGGCAUUUAAGCCAAAUAAUGGAUUUUGGACUCUCUAGCAGCACGUCCUCUCAUCUCCAUCAGUUGGAGAGGGGGGAGUCAUGCCCGUUUCCUGGCUGAAAUUCUACUACAGAUGCUGGUUUUAGGAGCCUACAGACUGUUGUUGUCCAGCUAACUCCUAAGAAGCAAAGCGUUCAACACUUUGCCUAGCGGUGGCGGAAAACAAGGCAAAAUCCUUUAAAUUCUACAAAGACAGCUUCUUCCAGAAUGUGCACAGUUAAAAACUGUUGUGUUUGUUCUGAAUUUGCUGCCUCAAAAUGCAAUAUUUUAAUUAACUUAAAUUUUCUUUACAACAUAGAUUCUCAACUAUAUUGAAGCUUACAUGUGUAUAGUUCUAACCUUUUAAUAAAUCAGUAUUUUAUGGACC
Eublepharis macularius is the source of this 1097-nucleotide messenger RNA. RefSeq names its product chromosome 16 C16orf87 homolog (gene HDIP1). The record is from RefSeq and is a predicted model, not a curated record. Lineage: Eukaryota; Metazoa; Chordata; Lepidosauria; Squamata; Eublepharidae. The coding region runs from base 200 to 664 and encodes 154 amino acids. The transcript is spliced from 4 exons.